AAACUGUGACAUUGCAGCUUCCGUACUAUGGACUACUCCAGCCACAACAUCAACUAGCUAGCUAACCUACUUUUACAAUCAUUGUUGUCAAAUAACUUCAAAAGUGGUAUAUCUUCAGCGUGUGUUACAUCCUAUCCGGACGAAAUUGAAUAAAAUAGAGUAGCCACAUAAACAUUUGAAAUGUCUGGAGACGGCUCGGAUAGUAGUAGUAGCGAGGACUCCGAUACUGGGAUCCGGAGGAAAGCCUGCACUGUCAAACAUGAGAUCACUAAUGCGAACCUCACGGGCCAUACUGAGAGAGUGGGCAUGGAGAACUUUGAGCUGCUCAAAGUCUUGGGCACAGGAGCCUAUGGGAAAGUGUUUCUGGUCAGAAAGAACAGUGGUCAUGAUGAAGGGAAGCUGUAUGCCAUGAAGGUGCUGAAGAAAGCAGCCAUCGUUCAGAAGGCAAAGACUGCAGAGCACACGCGUACAGAGAGACAGGUGCUGGAGCACAUCCGCCAGUCCCCGUUCCUGGUCACACUGCACUAUGCCUUCCAGACCCAGACUAAGCUCCAUCUCAUCUUGGACUAUGUGAGUGGAGGGGAGAUGUUCACACACUUGUACCAGCGGGAUCACUUCUCAGAGGAAGAGGUGCGGAUUUACAUCGGGGAGAUUAUCCUGGCCCUGGAGCACCUCCACAAGCUGGGCAUCGUGUACCGGGACAUCAAGUUAGAGAACAUCCUCUUGGACAGCGAGGGACAUUUAGUGCUGACAGAUUUUGGGCUCAGCAAAGAGUUCCUGGAGGAGGAGAAGGAAAGGACGUAUUCGUUCUGUGGCACCAUAGAGUACAUGGCUCCAGAGAUCAUCAGGGGGAAGUCUGGUCAUGGAAAGUCGGUAGAUUGGUGGAGUCUGGGGAUCCUGAUGUUUGAGUUACUGACGGGGGCAUCGCCAUUCACCCUGGAGGGGGAGAGGAACUCCCAGAGUGAGGUGUCCAAGCGCAUCUUACAUUGUGAGCCGCCGUUCCCCUCUAUGAUCGGCGCCGUAGCUCAGGACCUGUUGAGGAAGCUGUUGGUCAAAGACCCCCACAAGAGACUGGGCUCUGGGCCCCGAAGGGCCGAAGACAUCAAGACUCAUGCCUUCUUCAAGGGUCUCAGUUGGUCAGACCUGGCUGAGAAGAAGGUAGUCAGCCCAUUCAAACCAGAGAUCAGGAGUGAGCUGGACACAGGGAACUUUGCUGAGGAGUUCACUGGCAUGAAUCCUCUCUACUCUCCAGCCAGCACCCCACCAAGCACUGAUCGACUGUUCCAGGGCUACUCUUUCGUUGCACCCUCCAUUCUGUUCAACAAGAAUGUGGUGAUGGGGGACUUCAUGGAGGGCCAGAUGGGAGCAGAGCGGCCAGGCUCAUCCACUGUCCGUCGCAGUGCUAUGUUAGCGGACUCUAUGUUCUUCCAGCUGUAUGAGCUGUGCCUGCAGGGGGCGCCCCUGGGCGAGGGCAGCUUCUCUGUAUGCAGGAAGUGUCGACACCAUCAGAGUGGCCAUGAGUACGCCGUUAAGAUCAUCAGCCGCAGAAUGGAAGUGAACACUCAGAGGGAGAUUGCUGCUCUCAGGCAGUGUGAGGCUCACCCCAACAUUGUCAAACUGCAUGAGGUCUACACUGAUCAGUUCCAUACAUACCUGGUGAUGGAGCUGCUGCGUGGGGGGGAGCUGCUGGAGAGGAUCAAGAAGAAGAAGCUGUUUGGGGAAUCAGAGGCCAGUCAGCUGCUCAGGAGCCUGGUGUCAGCUGUCGGGUUCAUGCACGAGGCUGGAGUGGUGCAUAGAGACCUCAAACCAGAGAAUGUGCUGUUUGCAGACGAGGGGGAGGACUCGGUGCUGAAGGUGAUAGAUUUUGGUUUUGCCCGGCUGUGCCCUGCGGGCAGCGCCCCCCUGCAGACUCCCUGCUUCACACUGCAGUACGCUGCUCCUGAGCUCUUCCACAGCACCGGUUACGACCAGGCCUGCGACCUCUGGAGCCUUGGGGUUAUCCUGUACACCAUGCUGUCAGGACAGGUGCCCUUCCAGAGUAAGCAGCAGCAGCGAGCGGGGAUGACCUCAUCUUAUGCUGCUGACAUCAUGCAUAAAAUUAAAGAGGGAGACUUCUCGUUGGCUGGAGAAGCCUGGAAGGGUGUGUCAGGGGAGGCUAAAGAGCUUGUGAAAGGGCUUCUGACGGUGGAUCCAGAGAGGCGUCUCAAGCUGUCUGCUCUGAGAGAGAACAGCUGGCUGCAGGGCGGGGCCAUCCUAUCCUCCACCCCCCUCUGCACCCCAGAUGUGCUAGAGUCCAGCGGCCCCAUCGUCCGCUCCUAUGUCAACGCCACCUACAAGGCGUUCAACAAGGGGAAGAGGGAGGGCUUCUUUCUGAAGAGUGUUGACAACGCCCCCCUUGCGAAGCGACGCAAGCUCAAGAUGACAAGUACAGGUGUGGAGACUCGACGGAGCUCCUCUUGCUCAUCCUCUUCCUCCUCUUCCUCAGCUGCCUCUGCCGCUGCAACAAACUCAAAAACACAGCCACAACACCAAACUCUGCCCCCGAAGCUAGAAAAGCACUAGAAGGGGAAGAGGGGGAAGAGUGGGAGGAAUAAAGUUAGGAGAAGGAAGCACAUUCAUUCAGAUAUGACAGAUUGGGAUACUGUCUCUGAAAGACCAGAGAUGACUUGAUUUGAAUUCCAAAGUCAUCUAGAAUCUCCAAAUUCUAAGUCUAAGAGCUAAUUUAUGAACCAACUAAGAGACUAGUUAAAUAUUUAAGGAUUCACCUCCCUGUUUUCUAGAAAGACGAUGCUUUUUGCAUUAUCGUAAUGAUGCAAUGACUUUAUCUAUAUGUGUUUAUACCAUUUGCAGUAAACUGCAGUAGCUUGUACCAUCUCAUUUAAUUUUCUCAAGAAAUGAACUAACAUGUAAUUUCUUGAAUGGAAAUAAGCUUUAGACCAGUGUUUUCAUAACUCCGGUCUAAAGGAUAUAUAUCAGUAUGGUAGGUUAUGGAAGACUGUUGGCUUUAAGGUCAUACUAAUGAAGGUUUCAGUCACCUUGCCAGGGUGACGAUGAUGAGCAUGCAGUUAUCCUGAUGUUAACGUGUUCUCAGUACCGGAGGGAG
Salmo salar (Atlantic salmon) is the source of this 3103-nucleotide messenger RNA. It is a transcript of the gene rps6ka4, whose product is annotated as ribosomal protein S6 kinase A4. Lineage: Eukaryota; Metazoa; Chordata; Actinopteri; Salmoniformes; Salmonidae. Gene Ontology annotation, biological process: intracellular signal transduction; protein phosphorylation. The record is from RefSeq and is a predicted model, not a curated record. Gene Ontology annotation, molecular function: protein serine/threonine kinase activity; ATP binding; magnesium ion binding.